Molecule: messenger RNA, 1463 nt
Organism: Hypomesus transpacificus
Lineage: Eukaryota; Metazoa; Chordata; Actinopteri; Osmeriformes; Osmeridae
Gene: zfand5b
Product: zinc finger, AN1-type domain 5b
Exons: 6
Coding region: 223-873 (216 amino acids)
Molecular function (GO): zinc ion binding; DNA binding
Source: RefSeq, a predicted model, not a curated record
GGCAACAAAAGCAGUCUAUGGACAACAGACAGUAGCGCAGCUAGACAGCUGGUGGGAUAAGCCCUCGGCCUCUCAACCCUUCAAUAUAUUUAUAGCUACCAUUAAUAAAGGGAGAUUCCAGGAGUUUAGGUUCCAGAGACGAAUCCACUAUAGAGCAAAAACGAUUUGCUACAGUGCUGUGUAUUCAACAUUAAUUAAAGGACCAGUCACCACCUAGCAGAGAUGGCCCAGGAGACCAAUCAGAGCCAAGUGCCCAUGCUCUGCACCAUGGGCUGCGGUUUCUACGGCAACCCCCGGACCAGCGGCAUGUGCUCAGUUUGUUACAAGGAGCACCUGACCAGACAGAACAACGGGGGCGUGAGCCCCCUCAGUGCCAUGGGUGGUAGCGCGUCCAGCAGCCCCACGGCCGAGGCUGCAGCCUUCCAGAGAAUAGAGGCCACCCUGAACAACGCCGUGGCUGCCGCUGCUGCAGAGGCCGCCAGUGGAGCUGCCGCUGCGGCUGCCGCAUCACUUCCUGUCACCCAGCAGAUGACGGAGAUGAGCAUUUCCUGUGAGGACGAGGCGUCGUCGCCCGCAGCAGAGCUGGCAGGACCUGUAGUGACCCAGCCCACGGCGUCGACCUCCCCCCCCGGGGGGUCGGGCAGCGAGGAGCCCAGCCCCCUGGAGCCCCCCAAACCCAAGAAGAACAGGUGCUUCAUGUGCCGCAAGAAAGUCGGCCUGACAGGGUUUGACUGUCGCUGUGGUAACCUGUUCUGCGGGCUGCACCGGUACUCCGACAAGCACAGCUGUCCCUACGACUACAAGGCCGAGGCGGCUGCCAAGAUCCGCAAGGAGAACCCAGUGGUGGUGGCAGACAAGAUCCAGAGAAUAUAAGACUCUGUGUGUGUGUGUCUCCUCCGCGGAGCUCUCACCCUCAGCAGGCUGCAGCUUCACUGGCCUGGAACAAACAUGGACUCGCUCUCAACCUGCGUUUUCUAAAGGACUAGAUUUUUUAAAUGACCGUUGGUGGGUCGGGGAACAAGAGCGGUCGGGGUGGGGAGGGGGGUGUUAUCCUGUUCUACAGUGCAUGAACCAUCACAUCUAGCUUAUUUUUUUUUUUGCUGACAAAAAAAUGGCGAUUUACGAAUGUUUUUAAAAGAAGAUAUGCGAUGUAGGCAACGGGUUUUUUUGGGGAGGGGGGGGUGGGUUGCUGGCAUAACUGUAGUGUUUCGGGGGGGUGGGCGGGGCCUGACAGGGUGUCUGAUUUAUUGUCCAAUAGACGAUCUGGUGUGUCGUGAUUGUCAUGAGUUUACUUUGUGGCUGUCUAUUUCUAUGUGUCAGAGUUGGGAGGAGGAGAGGCAGGAGGAGAGGGUUACGUGUCUCCUAAGGGACUGGAAGACUGUUUCAGCCCUGGCCUCCUCCUCUCUCCUCCAGUCUCGUCUGUUUCAGCCCUGGCCACCUCCUCCUCCUCUCUCCUCCAGUCU